AUGGCCGUCUCAUCUGAGCCAUAUCAGCCGACCGGCAAGGAGGUCCCAUUUGGGAGAGGUCGCUUUCUUCUCAGCCACCGCCUCGGCAAUGGCUCCUUUGGCGACAUCUUCGAAGGCUACGAUAAGCAGAGCCAACGCAUCGUCGCAGUGAAGCUGGAGCGCAAAAAAGCGCGCUACCCGCAGCUGUCCUACGAAAGUAAGGUGUACCGCGUGCUGCAUCAGCCGCCGCUUGGGCAAAAUGAAGUGAGCCUGAAGCAACUUCUCAUGGAGAGCCUCAACUACAGCGGCGCCGGCAGUUUUCACGGUGCCACGGCGCAGGGCAGCAGCAACAUCAACCCGUCGGCGAGCGCCAGGGCCAUCCAGGUGCAGCAUUGUAAAUCGUUAGAGGACAGGAUCGUCGUCGGCAUCCCGCAAAUUUACUACUUCGACAGUGAGGGCGACUACAACAUUAUGGUGAUGGAGAUGUGUGGCCCCUCGCUCGAGGACGUCUUUAACUACUGCCACCGCCGCUUCUCCCUCAAAACAGUGCUCAUGAUUGCCGAUCAGCUGCUGCAUCGCAUUCAGUACUUCCACGAGAAGGGCUUCGUGCACCGUGACAUCAAGCCGGAGAACUUUGUGCUUGGCUGCCGGUCCAAGGCGCACAUCCUCUACAUCAUCGACUACGGGCUUUCCAAGCUCUAUUGGGAGGUGAAGAAGAACAGCCACAUACCUUUUGUGGAGGGCCGCCCGCUGACCGGGACAGCGCGCUACUGUAGCAUCAAUGUGCACCGCGGCUUCGAGCAGAGUCGCCGUGAUGACCUCGAGUCCAUCGGCUUUCUCUUUGUUUACUUUCUGCGAGGCAACCUUCCCUGGCAGGGGAUCCAGACGAAGGACCAGCAGAUCAAAACAAUCAAGAUAGGUGAGACCAAGAUCGCGACGCCGCUGGAGGUGCUGUGCAAGGGACUACCUAAGGAGUUUCUCAAGUACUGCCAGUACUGCCGUGCCUUGACCUUCACGCAGAAGCCAGACUAUGACAACCUGCGGCGCCUGUUCCGAGAACUAGGCGAGCGGCUCGGGCUGACACUGCCCAUGCCUGGCGCGCCCAGUGGUAACCUCUCCGCAGCACACCGCACCGCCGUGAGCCUGCCCAACCCGCUCGCAGUGUCUGCUUUGUUGGCCACUGACGCCACAUCCGCAACUGAGUCGCGUCUGCUGAGUGUUGUGAGUGGGUCUACCCUGAACAGCCGGCACAGCCAGCAGUGUCACGCCCCCAGCACUGUCGCAGCACCGCUCCUGCUGACUUCCGAGGACUUUGAUCCAAUGCGCGGCCCAUAUGACUGGUGCUUCGACUGGUUCUGCAAGCGCCAGAUGGAGGUCAGCAAGGGGACAGAGGAACAGUCCCGGCGGCAGUGGGCGCGUUCCCAGCCGUCGGCUGUCGCGUCUGGCAACAGCGAGCUGCGCCUCGAGGACGUUUCCGACGAGGACGGCUCGACACAAACGAAGAGCACCAACUUUGGCAGCCACCGUCCGCCACUCCGUAAUCUUCUGCAGUCGGGUCGCCUACGUGUGUAG
Molecule: messenger RNA, 1551 nt
Organism: Leishmania braziliensis MHOM/BR/75/M2904
Lineage: Eukaryota; Euglenozoa; Kinetoplastea; Trypanosomatida; Trypanosomatidae
Product: casein kinase I, putative
Exons: 1
Coding region: 1-1551 (516 amino acids)
Biological process (GO): peptidyl-serine phosphorylation; endocytosis; signal transduction
Cellular component (GO): cytoplasm; nucleus
Molecular function (GO): protein serine/threonine kinase activity; ATP binding
Source: RefSeq, a predicted model, not a curated record